AUGGAUGGAAGGACGCAUGCAUACAAUCUGCCUAGUUUGGAGUUAUUGUUCCAAGGCGAAAAGCAGGAGGCUUACGUCAGGUUGACGUUGAACCAACAUUACAGAGCGGUCAAGGAGAAGAGGACGAGGAUCACGAAACCGUCGCGCGACGGAGCCGUCAGCUUCCUGGAGGGUUUCAACUUCAAGUUGCAUCCGUCGCAGCUGGACAUCACCAGUCUGGCUUUCCACGUCUUCGAGGCGACCGCGGGAUACGGUAGGGAUAAAUUGAUUGGGAAAUGCGUGCUUGGCUCGUACAUGUUUGCAAGAGGUAAGGCCCUGAUCCAAUGGAACAUGGCGAUGGCGAAUCCCAUGGAAUUGCAUCAGCAGUGGCACCUUCUUUGCGAGUGAGAGGUGCUCUUAUAUAAUCAAAUUAGCGUAGAUUUGAUGUCCGUCGUAGUAUAAAUAUUUCAGUUAGAUCAAAGUGUAACGAGCUAGUAAAAUUGAUGAAUUUAAAUACAUUUAUUUUGUUUAAUUAAUGUCGUUUGGAGCUUUCUGUUAAAGUAUUAGUUUAUUUGUAAGUUAAAUGUAUGUAAUAUGUGUGUGUGCGUAUUUAGGAAACAUGAUUUUUUAGUGAUCGCUCCGAAUUGUUGGUUUAAUUUAAUCCCCAGUCAUCAUUUCCAUGAAUUC
Molecule: messenger RNA, 666 nt
Organism: Nicrophorus vespilloides
Lineage: Eukaryota; Metazoa; Arthropoda; Insecta; Coleoptera; Silphidae
Product: synaptotagmin-15-like
Exons: 3
Coding region: 1-387 (128 amino acids)
Source: RefSeq, a predicted model, not a curated record